Molecule: messenger RNA, 2799 nt
Organism: Pseudomassariella vexata
Lineage: Eukaryota; Fungi; Ascomycota; Sordariomycetes; Amphisphaeriales; Pseudomassariaceae
Product: calcium-activated chloride channel-domain-containing protein
Exons: 7
Coding region: 164-2371 (735 amino acids)
Biological process (GO): chloride transmembrane transport
Cellular component (GO): cortical endoplasmic reticulum
Molecular function (GO): chloride channel activity
Source: RefSeq, a predicted model, not a curated record
CGUACAACUUCCUAGAUGGACGACAAGCUUGAAUUUCGCAGGUGAUGGCCUCUUAAUAUCUCGGUACCUUUCCCCUAGCAAUUGCAUUUCUUCUCAUUCAAAAUACCAAGUUUGACACUCCAACUGAAUUGUACGAGUCCGAUUCGAGCUCCCAAUCGACAGCAUGACGAGCUUGGGUAGCUUGUACGCCUCGGAUGGCAACCGCCUGGAGCUCAAGACCAACAUGAAUGUCGACUAUGUGAUCAACUACAAGAUCCCAGUUGAGGCUAAAGCUGAAGCCGAAGCUGGCUUCUCCCAGUUGAUUGCAGUUCUCACCAAGGCUGGACUUGCCUCCGAAGUACGACCUGGUAUCAACAACUCCUCUGUUCUUGUCUUCGUCAAGGUUGCCUCCAACAGGUAUCUCAAAUCCAAGAUCUACCGCGAACGAGUACAAGAUUGGCUGUAUGGCGUCCGAAUCAAAGCUCCUGAGAAAGGUGUGGACAGGGUCUUUGAAGACGAGCCCGUCAGCGAUGCAGAGCGACUCCGCAUGGUCUACCUCUUGUUGACCAAUCCCAAGAACGAUGGCGGUGCUGGUCUGACCCCCAAGACGGGCCAGUGGAAAUACAUCGACUCGAUAUUCCCGCUUCACAACCAUGAGUUCAACAGGCAUUGGAUCAAGCAGUGGAGCAGCAAGUACGUCCUCAGCGAAGAGGACCUGGAUCAGAUUCGUGACAAGUUCGGCGAGAAGAUUGCAUUCUACUUUGCCUUCUUGCAGGCCUACUUCACCUUCCUGCUGUUUCCUGCAGCCUUCGGGUUUGGUGCCUGGUUGAUCCUUGGACAGUACUCAUGGAUCUACGCCGUGGUAAAUUCUUUGUGGUCUGUUAUCUUCUUUGAGUAUUGGAAGAAGAAGGAAGUCGAUCUUGCCGUUCAAUGGGGCGUUCGUGGAGUGUCGAAAAUCCAGCACCCACGAACGGAGUUCCAAUGGGACCACGAGGGUACAGACCCAGUCACUGGAGAGCCUAUCAAGAUCUACUCUCCUCUCAAGCGACUGCAAACUCAAGUACUCCAGGUUCCAUUCGCUGUGAUUUGCGUUCUGAUCUUGGGAGCGUUAUAUGUCUUCUGCUUCUCCAUUGAGAUCUUCCUCUCUGAGAUCUACAAUGGACCAUUCAAGUCAUACCUCACCUUCCUCCCCACCAUCAUCCUGUCUGGGCUACUGCCCACUUUGUCUUCAGUUCUAGGCAAUCUUGCCGAAAAGCUCACAGGGGCUGAAAAUUACGAGACCCACGACGGCCACGAGUCUGCCCUGAUUACGAAGAUUUUUAUUGUCAACUUCAUCACGUCCUACCUUCCGCUCUUCCUCACCGCAUUUGUGUACAUGCCGUUUGGAAACCUACUUGUUCCGUAUCUCGAUAUCUGGAAGAUCACUGCAGAGAAGAUUUCUUCGAGCGAGAAGAUCUCGACCCAAGGUUUCGAAAUUAAUCCUGAUCGGCUGAAGAAGCAGAUAAUCUACUUCACCGUGACAGCCCAGGUCGUCAACUUGGCUUUGGAGGUGGUCGUACCGUACUUGAAGCGUAAGAUCUUCCAAAAGGUGAAGGAAGUUCAGUCUGAGAUGGCUCAGAAGAAUGGUAACGACAUGACGUCGGUCCAAGAUAUUCCUGAGGAGGCGGCGUUUUUGGCCAGAGUUCGCAAAGAGGCAGGACUUGAUGUCUAUGAUGUCUCUGGCGAUUACCGGGAGAUGGUGGUCCAAUUUGGUUACCUCUCACUGUUUUCAGCCAUCUGGCCUCUGACGCCCAUGUCUUUCUUCAUUAACAACUGGGUGGAGCUGCGAUCCGACGCGAUGAAGAUUGCUGUUAGUAGCCAGCGACCUAUUCCAUGGAGAGCGGACUCAAUUGGGCCAUGGCUCAGCGCGCUUGGUUUCCUGUCAUGGUUCGGGAGUUUGGUCAGCUUUUCCAUCGUCUACCUCUUCACCAAUGACCCAGAGGGACCUGGUGGUUCGCCUUCUAACAUUAAGGCGUGGGGUCUCCUGCUCACUAUCCUGGGUGCCGAGCACAUUUACCUUGCAGCACAGUUCGCAGUCCGAUACGUCAUGAACCAGAUUGACAGCCCUGGUCUACAGAAGGAAAGAGCGGAGAGGUUCAGCAUGAGAAAGCAUAUGUUGGAAGAGACCUUAGGUCAGGAUAUCACUGAAAAGCCUGAGCUUCCCGAUGUGCACACCGGCGAGAAGAUCACUAGAGCUGCGUUGGAGGACGAAGCCAGGCGCGAAUCGACCGUUGGUGGUGGUACACCUGAAAUCAAAUUCUGGCAGCGCCAGCAGGGAGCGGAGGAGACUGCCUCGGUUGGUCGUGACUUGAUCUCUAAGAUGGCAUCAGGAAAUAAAACCGCCAAGGCCUAGGCGGCCCUGCCCGGAACGAUAUGGGAAAUUGUUGAAGGUGGGGUGGUGGGAUCGAUCGUGGCGUUGCUCGUCGACACAGUAAUGUAUGCAUGAAAUAACGAAAGCUCCUGUCCCUUCCUCUCUGCCUUGUGAUUUUGCUCUACACAAACUCUACACAAAAGCACCUUGAUUUGUUUUUACUGCGCGCGUUUUAAGAAUGAUACGGUUUGGCUAUGCAAAAGGAUCAAUUUGCUGGGGUUCCGCAUUGCAGAGGGCCGACGUUAGCUGAUAUGGCGUCUUAAUGGUCGACGACUUGAGGGUCAAAUAGCCGACCGAAUGACUCGAGGGAGGAAACACGUCCCACCCUUUGUAAUACCUAUGCACCAUUGAAAUCAUGCGUGUUCCUCGCUCAAUGUCGUUGUGAUCUACCAAGGCUUCAAAAGCCCAGU